AUGAUUGCUAUGGAAGAUUCUAUAUCAGAAAGUGUUCAUGAUAAAGUGUCAGAAGCUGAAACUGAAUCCACAAGAUCUGAUUCCUCGUCAAACUUAAGAAGGUCCACAAGGACCAGAAAACCUCCGAAAUAUCUUUUGCAAGAAGUAUCAAUACCUGCGCGCAAAACUAGACGUGUUGAUUACGAUAAAAAGAAUUCAAACGUUUACAGUGGCGCAUCAGAAACAGAAAAUGAUUCUCCUGAAUCGCUGCCUGAGAGAGUUAAGCGGCGAGGACGACCAAAAAAAUCAUCAACUACUCAGAAAAAUGUCGUCCAAAGAACUAAAAGAACCCGAAGAACUCGGAAAACACCAGAAGAACCACCAGAAAAUUCAGUUGAAAAUUUAAUGGAAUUACGAGAUGAUUCAUCAAAUUCAUCAGAGAUUACUCGCUUACCUGAAGCACAAAAUUCAAAUAAACAAAAAUUUCCAACGAAUGUAUCACGCGGAGAACCUUUAGAAGAAAGCGGUCAAACAAUUUAUGAGUCAAUUUUUAGUUCAAAUACCUCUUUGGAAAAUGCAGCAUUUAACUGGUCAUGUGGAUGUUCCGAAACGUUAGAAAGGAAGACCUUUGAAGAGUCCGAUAAUAUACCGGACGUUCUUAAGACAUUACAGGAUGUAUUUAAAAAAGAGCCGUUAGCAGAUUAUCCCUUAAUUUCGAAAGCUAAAGAAUAUAAAAAAUUCCGUAAAAAUUUAUUGAUUUUCUUCCGCAGACUUAUAGGGCAUGUAAAAUAUGAUGUAAUAUAUGAUGAUUUUUUCUUCGACACCAUACAAGCUUGGGUAGUUCCCAUGUCAAGUUCUCCAUCUCGUCCUUUUCGUCAUACCGCAACCACGAUUGCUCUUAAUUUGUUUAGUUGUAUCUGUGAAGUUGCACAAGAAGUUCACAAAGAGUGGUCCAUUACAUCACGUCAAUUAGAAUCUGAAAAUAGAAAUAAAGCCUCAAAGACGGCAAUUAAAGAAUUACAAUUAAAAACUACGGAUUUAAACAAGAAGAAAAAUCGACUGUAUUCGUAUUUUGAUGAUCUUUUCGAUGGUGUAUUUGUUCAUCGUUAUCGAGACGUGGAACCCAUUAUCAGAUCUGAAUGCAUUAAAGAAUUAGGCGUUUUGAUCAUCAGACAUCCAGAUCGAUUUUUGGGCGACACUAUAAUAAGAUAUCUUGGCUGGCAAUUAUCUGAUAAGUCACCUAUUGUAAGACUUGAAUCAUUGAAAGUACUUGAACAGCUAUACGAAAAUGAAACAUUCGUGAGUGGUUUACGUAAUUUCACCGAAAGGUUCAAACCUAGAUUAUUGGAAAUGGCGAUACGCGAAUCAGAUGUUAAUGUUCGCAUAUCUAGUAUCCAAAUACUUACUCUUAUUCAUAAAAUUGGAUUGUUGGAUGAUGAUGAGCGUGAUCAAUUGUCACUCCUUAUUUAUUGCGAUAUAUCUAAGGUGAGGAAGGCUAUUGCGUCUUUCGUCAAAAUAUCUCUUGAAGAAGAUUUUAUCAAAGAGAAGCGUACAGAAGUUCAAACCUUGAUGACUAGUAGUGGUACUAAACGAAAAAGAAAUAUUGAUAGUGGGUCCAAUGAAGAAAUAAAUUCUACUAAACAUGAUUGGAUCGCAUUCAAGUGUUUAGCCGAGUUCUUGAUAAAAUAUGGAAAAACCCUAAAGGGCGAUGUAGAAAGUAGUAGAAUAGGAUUAGCUAUCCAGGAUCUUUGGGCAGAUCUAGAUAUAUUACAUGAAUGGCAUAUACUAGCGGAAUACCUUUCUAAAGACCAUUCUUCCACAAGUCAAUCUCAAGAAUCACAAGAUAAUAUAAAUUCUAGCGAUACUAUUGAAGAUUGUUAUCGUCUAAGUGAAAAGGAGGAAUCUGCCUUAGUGCAAGUUUUUGUAAAAUGUUUACAGCUAAGUUUGGUGGAGAGUGUCACAGCGAAAGACAAAAAAAAGGCUGAUGAACAGAUAACCGGGAGACGCGCAGAAAUUUCGAGAACAAUGAUAACAAUUUUACCCCGGCUUCUGACGAAAUAUGCGCCUGAUCCAGGGCGAAUAGUCGAAGUGUUGCGAGUUCCUCAAUUAAUGAAUUUGUCAGUGUAUUCUGAUCUCCGCAUGCUAAAAGCAUUCGAAUUUUUAGUUGAGGAUAUUAAGAAACUUUAUCUUAAGCAUACACAUCCUCUCGUUCUUAAUCACGCCGCCGCAACAUUCCAAUACAUGAAGCAAUAUGAUAUAUUAGCCUCUACAGUAGAAACCUAUCUAGGAGAAUUGCAAGAUGAGGUUGUAAAGACAUUCCUUGAAGAAUGCGAAAAUAAGGAAUUAUUGGAUGAGGAACUCACUAGCGACCAAAUACAUUCAUUAAGUGUCGCUUUAAUUCGUCUAGAGCAAUUAAUUACUGUCAUAAAUGUCAUUAAUAUGGAUGAUUUUUCGGAAGAAAAUAAUAAGGAUGUAUAUAACUAUAUCAUCAAAUUAACAAGGAGAGGAUUAUUGAAUAAUUUUGAAGAAGAAAAGAUGGUUAUAUCGGCGAUAAAUUUCCUCUGGUAUUAUUUACUAUGGAAAGUAGAACAUAUUUCUUCAGAAGAAAAUGCCAAAAAUAUUACGCCUGAUUCUUUGGACAAUUUCAUCACGAAAAGAAAUCAAAUUGCUCAGACCAUGUAUGAUAUUGGUAUUUCGGUUCCAUCGGAAGCGCCUCAUAGCAUUAAAUUGGCGGCAUUUCGAGUACUGGGAAACAUUUAUUGGCUCUUUUCAAGUGAUUUAUUUGAGCAUUCCAGUAUUCCUGAACUAUCAAAAUUAAAACUUGAGUGUCGUCCAGGUAGACAGGAAAGGAUUGAACAAUUUGUUGAGGAGGAAAUUGAAAGUUAUAGAAAUAUUUAUAAUAAUGCAGAAAAAAAACUGUUAAAAGAAAGAAAAAAUGUUGUAAUUGACGAAGAACAAGAUUUCGAAAAACCUGUUAAAAAAGCAACGAAAAAUGUUGAUAUAUUUAUUGAACCUGAAGAAAGACUUCAGAUUAUGGAAAUAAUUGGAACCCUUUUACGUGGCGUCAGAGGUGGAUGGUUUCAUGUAUCGCGUUCGGCGAGUGUGAUUUGUCAAUAUGGAACUCUUGGAGCCGAUCUUGAUGAUGUAAUUAAAAAAUUAAUAUCAGAAUUCAAAGAAAGAAUUUCAUCCGGAGAAACUCAUUUAUUCGCAAAUGUGUUCAUCCAUUCGUUGAAAAAGUCUCAUUCACUCUAUGUAGAAAGACACAUUGAUUCUACUAAUGGGACUUCAUGGCUAGCUCGCCUUUGUUCAAACGCUCUGCAGUUUCGAGGGAACAAAUCAUCACGCAAAGAAACUGGUCACAUAGUGGAAUUACAUAAAGAAGGAAUUAGUUAUAUUACAUCUAUUAUAUCCGGGUAUCGGCUCAUUAGUAAUAAUGAAGCUAUAUCAAGAGUGAUCAAAUUUUUCAAAAUUUUGACCAUGUUAUUAACUGGAAUUAAUUUUAAUGAUGCGAACAAAAUAGAAUCAUUUCUUAAACAAGAGAUUGAAGCAAAUGAAAUAAUUGUGGUUGAAUCAGAUAAACAGUGGGAACCUUAUUAUUCAUACUUGCUCAGGAUCAACAAUAUCACGAAAAAGGGCGGAGGCAAAAAAGAUAAUUCCUUGAUCAAUAAUGAGGUGGUUUCAUCAUCAUCUAAACGUUCUGCGCCAGUGGAUGAUGAUGAAACAAAAUCACCUCCCAAAAAGCGGAAAAGAUCAAGUCCCGCGGAAGAUAAUAACGAGGCAACAAUCGAAAAUGAGGAUUCAGAUAGAGAAAGCAACGCAAGCUUUCAAAGUGUUGCCGAUAUAAGAAGCAAAAAGAAGUUACGUCGCUAA
Diversispora eburnea is the source of this 3849-nucleotide messenger RNA. Lineage: Eukaryota; Fungi; Glomeromycota; Glomeromycetes; Diversisporales; Diversisporaceae. The record is from the annotation of a GenBank genome assembly.